Messenger RNA from Rhizophagus irregularis DAOM 181602=DAOM 197198, 480 nucleotides. RefSeq lists its product as uncharacterized. The record is from RefSeq and is a predicted model, not a curated record. NCBI's taxonomy places the organism in Eukaryota, Fungi, Glomeromycota, Glomeromycetes, Glomerales, Glomeraceae.
AUGACUCAUUCAAAGAAUAUCAAAGAAAGUACCAAUAAAAAACGCAAAAAUUUAACUAGGGAUAAAGUUAAAAAAAAGAAACUAAAAAUUACGAAGUCAAAAGAAAAAAUUCAAAAUAAUGAUAGUACAUCAAAUGAUCCUAAUAUUUUGGAUCCUAAGCAAGAAUUAGAAUUAAAUAAUGUUCAAAGAGAAAAGAGGAAGAAUUUAGAUAUUUUAAAAAAGGGGAAAAUUUUUGUAGAUAAAGAUACGAUGAUGAAAUUAAUUGAUCAAUUGAAUGAAAAAGAGGAUGAACGUAUUGAAGAUAAAUUACAGCGCCAAAAUAAUCUCGAACAAAUAAUAAAAGAUCGUCAAAUUAAACAACAACAUAAUCGAUCAAUUCGUAAAGAAAAAAUUGAAAAUGCUAAACAGCUGAUUAAGAACAGAAAGAAAGGAAGGAAGGAAGGAAGGAAGGAAGGAAUCAAAAUUGAUAAAAAUUUAUGA